CCUUUACAAUAUUUUUUAAACUUUAACUGCAGUUGAAGCUAUUCAUCUCUGCAACUCUGAUUUCCUAUUUUCUUUUUGCAUUUUUUUAUUUUAUUUAUUUACCCUUCUGCUUUUUUUUGCUCUCAAAUCUUCCCCCAAUCUUUGAUUUUGCUUGAUUUUGGUUACUGGACUUGUUUUGACUUAUUCGAAUUGUCAUAUCGGAGGUGAUACUCUGGGAAUGGACAAAGGUGAAGCAUUUGUGUGAUGAAAAGACGUACAAAUGGUAAUGCAGGUUCCGUUAGACUGUGAGCCUUGCCUUGCUCCUGAUAAUCUCGGAAACAAGGAUGGGGAUUCUAGUGUGCCCUCGUCUCCACAAGAACAUGUUGAUCCAAAGAGGCCUGCGAAAAAACAAACAAGGCAAUGGAAUGAUUCUGAGCCUUGCCUUGCUCCUGAUAAUCUCGGAAACAAGGAUGGGGAUUCUAGUGUGCCAUCAUCCCCGCAAGAAAAUACUGAUCCAAAGAGGCCUGUGAAAAAACAAACAAGGCAAUGGGCUGCUUGGACUCGUCAGGAGGAAGAGAGCUUUUUUGCCGCUUUACGGCAAUAUGGCAAGAAUUUCGAGAAAAUUACAUCGCGAGUCCAGAGCAAAAACAAGGAUCAGGUUAGGUAUUAUUACUAUAGGCUUGUAAGGCGAAUGAACAAGUUGCUAGGCCCAGAACUUUGUCUUGAUGCAAAAAACUCAAAAGAUACCAAUGGUGCAAUGCUUCGAUGGUGGUCAUUAUUGGAAAAAUACAGCUGUAAAGCAUCCAAGCUUCAUUUAAAACCUCGAAGAUUCAAGAUAUUUGUAGAGGCUCUGGAGAACCAACUCUUGAAAGACCGGAAAAAGAAUAUUAAAAGACGACUUUCUACUGGAGGAAUGAAUUCGCCUGUUGCUGACAUCCCUGCCUCAAAUCAGGUCAGAGCGCCAGGCCAUGACAACCGUGCAGUGAAAAUGGUUCUUGUUGAAAAAGUAGGAACUGGGAAAGGAGCUUUGUUCAAGCGCCAUGUCAAUACAGGAAUUAGCCGUACAAACUGCAAAGUAGACACAGCUUCUGUCAAGACAACGAAACAUAAGCGAAAAACAGGCCUCGCAUCAGCAGCUGCAUGUAAAAAAUGGGAGAAAGCUGCCAUUGCUGGCGUUUCAUUGGUUGCUGAUGCUGCUGAACAUUUAGAACGAGCGGAAACUGAUAAAGAGAUGGAAAAAUCUCAGGAGCCACAAUCAGGUCAUGAUGGUUCUGAACUUGGUGCACCGUCUUUACAAGUUCCUUCUCAAAACAUGUUCAACGAUAAUAAUAUUCACAACUCCACAAAACUCAAACUCCAGUUGUUUCCGAUCGAUGAAUGUACUCAAAAAGCCUUGGAAAUGGAUCAUCGUAAUCCCCAUUUGGAACUAACUUUGAGCACACGAAAGAAGAUAUCAUCUGUUUUAGAACAUCUCAAUCGGAAAUGGGGUAACUCAAAAUUAUUAUGUGAAGAUUUGAUGCUUUUCCCUUACUGGGCACAGAGGGAAAACCUAUUAGAGUAUCAGAAGUGGACUAAGGACUCCACACUUUGUGCAGCAGAUGUGUAUUACCUAAUCGGAAGCCCUCCGAUUUUCCGCCUCAGAUACGGCUGGUUUUCAAAAUCUGAGCUUGAAUCUGCGACUGCUCAACCUUUGUCGUGUACCAAUAUCAAAGAGAAGAAUUCGAACAUUAACAUUGAGAACCCAAGCGGGCCCCGUAACAAUCACCAAGCUGUCUCUGCAGAACAAAUUAUCACUCUGAAUUCUUCAUCUGUUCAGUCUGGUGUUUCUGUUUCUAACAUCAAUAAUUCAAGAUAUCGUGAUAGCACUGCAGUUUUGUCGUCAAUUGGAGAAGCUAGUGAAGAUUUAGCACCUGAAAAUACGGAUAUGGCAUUUUCAGCUGGGGAGUGGGCCGAUACCCUCACCAAUGUAAGUAUGGGAGAUCUUCUCUCUGAUUCGCACAACAACGCGGAUGCCAACUGCACAGACUUUUCUCUCCCUCUUAGUUCGAACUGUCUUCAGCAGAUGCCGUUUACUUGCGACUCUUUCGAUGCUGCAAUUGCCGCUCACAUAUACAAACAUAACAAAGCCGACUCACAGCAGAUUCUUGCUUCUCAUGCACCCUCCAUAUGGGAUGCUGAAGUAACCUGCGAUGCCUUUGCUUUCCAGAAAAACGGUGCUUUCUGUGGUGAAGACAAGAAUGCAUGCAUGAAUUCGAGUCCAUCUUCUGACAAGGAAGUUGAGGAGUUGCUUGAUGUGGAUAAAUUUGCAUAUAGCGAUCUUAAUUGUGAAGACAUUGUGGAUGACUGUAGAUCCGAUCAUCUAUUAGAGAAUCCCACAAAGGAUUUUGGUGGGCUCACUGAUAUUUACUGGCCUAACUCUUUAGGAGCUUUAGAUUUGGAUAUACCAUCAUCGUGUAGAUACAAUAGCAGCGAUCUGAUUCUUAACGAUAAUAGCCUUGGUGGUUUGAAUCGUUUGAUAGCAAACAGUUUGGAUGCAUUUCAGAGCUGUUCGUUCUUUGGCUUGGACAAGAACGAACCUCCAUUAACAGCUGAGGCCCCACCCCAAACUGCUUCCAUCUCGAUAUCCGAUUUCAAAAUCGGGAGUUAAGUUUAAAAAUGACAGGGCUUGGAUAUAUAGUUAGGGUUAUGUACCAGUCACAAGAACCACAAAAUUUGCAGAACUUUCAUGUGGCAUGCAUGCAUAAUCCUCUUAUGUUAUUAUUACCGGUUUUUUUUUUUUUUUUUUUUUUUUUUUUUUUUUAAAAUAAUUUUGUACUGUACAAAGUUUCGGAAUUGGGAAGUUAUCGUACAGAUUUGAAAUCGGCUUCUAGCGCAUAUUAUGUAUUGAUGUAUAUUUUCUUUGAACAUGCGAAGAAGCUAUAAAAACAUUUCGAUUCGAAAUACAAUAAAUAAGUUGGACGUGAUAUUAUUCUGGAAC
This is a messenger RNA of Erythranthe guttata (spotted monkey flower), 2956 nucleotides long. It is a transcript of the gene TKI1, whose product is annotated as TSL-kinase interacting protein 1. NCBI's taxonomy places the organism in Eukaryota, Viridiplantae, Streptophyta, Magnoliopsida, Lamiales, Phrymaceae. Gene Ontology annotation, cellular component: nucleus. Gene Ontology annotation, biological process: pattern specification process. The record is from RefSeq and is a predicted model, not a curated record. Gene Ontology annotation, molecular function: chromatin binding.